AAGUGGCAAGGGAGUCCUGUGGCUGUUCAGUGGCUGAGCCUGGAAUCCGGCCCAGCACCUCCCGACUCUCAAGCGAGCUCUCUCUCCCUUGCAGGCAUCCCCACCCUCAUCGUGCUGGACCCCCAGGGGGAGGUGAUCACGCGGCAGGGGCGUGUGGAGGUGCUGAACGAUGAGGACUGCAGGGAGUUCCCGUGGCACCCCAAGCCCGUGCUGGAGCUCUCCGACUCCAACGCCGUGCAGCUCAACGAGGGCCCCUGCCUCGUCCUGUUUGUAGAUUCUGAGGAUGAUGGGGAGUCUGAGGCAGCCAAGCAGCUGAUCCAGCCAAUAGCCGAGAAGAUCAUUGCCAAGUACAAAGCCAAAGAGGAGGAGGCGCCACUUCUGUUCUUUGUGGCAGGGGAGGAUGACAUGACUGACUCCCUGCGCGAUUACACCAACCUGCCGGAGGCUGCCCCUUUGCUCACCAUUCUGGACAUGUCAGCCCGGGCCAAGUACGUGAUGGACGUGGAGGAGAUCACCCCCGCCAUUGUGGAGGCCUUUGUGAAUGACUUCCUAGCAGAAAAGCUCAAACCAGAGCCCAUCUAGGGGGCUCCAGCCUCAGGAGACGUUAUUUAAAACUUGGUCUUCUCCUCUUCCUCCUCCCCUUCCUUCCCUCCACCCUUGGACUUUUCCAGCGUGUCCCGAAUCACACAACCCAAGUGUCCAACCUCUCUGUGGUGCCUUGUUUUCUGCAUUAACUCCUCAGCCAGCACCCUAAGGUGCACAGCCUCUCCGCAGCACAAGAACCCGCCGUGUCUGGAGACCCUGCUCGGGACCAGCGCGCCCCCCGUCACGGGCUCUCGAUGAAGUACGUACCCGCUGGUCCUGCGCCUAGCGAGCAUGAAGGGAGAGCGCCCCGGCGCUCUGGCCCCGCCCCCGGCGUCCGCACGGCACGCAGGGCCCAGGCCAGCGCAGUGACGCAGUGACGCACGUCCGUACGUGCGGGUGGAGCAGGGAAAGGGCCUCGGGCUCGCGAAGCCUCCGCUCGGAGCUGCUGACGGGAACGGCCUUUGUCUUAAGUGAGUCCGUCUCUCUCUCGGUGUGAGGGAAAAACACCGGCUUGGCACCUCGUUCUCGGGCCAGGGGAUCGCAAGAUCGCGAAGGAAGCUCGUGCUCCUUCUUGGGGAGAAAAGGACUAGCUCUGGUAACGAUUCGUGUAGUAACUGCUUCCUCCGAGCUCCUACCACGUGAUAAGAGCUUCUCGUGUUUUCCUUACGUCUUUCUUCCUGGAUCUUACCUUCUCCAAGUUUCUGCCUUCUCGUACGAACAGUCUCUACUGUCUUGGAAUUUUAUUCAUAAAUUCUUCCCCCUUGGACAGCUUCCCGAGAGGCACCCAGCCCUGUGUCCUUAGAGGAGAGCGCAGACCUCUGACUCGGCCCAGCUCUGGGCCUGGGGCCACUGCGGCUCUGCCCAGGUGCCUGUGUCCGCCUUUGGUUACCCGUCAUCCCUCUUUUCUUUUCAAAGCAGAACUAAAAAGAGACAAGAAAUUACCAGAAGCCUAGCUUUUCCCUAAGAACCUGCACAAGGAGCUGUGUCAUAGGGUGGCAGUGGGAGCAGAGGACUUGUCCACUAAAAGUAGGCCUUGGAUCCACUCGGCUAGGCUCCAGUAGCUUGGCUCUCACAGAAGAAAAAUAACAGUUGUGUCCUUGGCACUUGGGGUGGAGGGCUUUGCCUAGGGGUUCACAGGGUUUGGGCCUCUCUCGACCAGGCGUUAGGGUCUUUCAUACGGUCACAGGCCUUACCCUUGGCUCCACUUGUCAGCCAAGACCACCGAUUUGGAAAACCCGGCCCCCCACCAGCUGUUGACACCACUGCUCCUUGCUGAAUUGGAUUGUUGACGAGUAGUUCAGAGGCACAAAGUUAGUUGGUAAUUAGACAGUUACUUGAUGGCGCAAGCCUGAAAUGCAACCACCUAGUAAGAAAUAAAGCAGGCAACUCUGGACAUCAUCAACGACUUGGCCUUUCCUGUGCUUAAUAACAGAGAUCUUUUUGCUUGUAGUGCUGGGCUCUGGGGGGGAGCAUACAAGAUCCUCUUGACUUUCUUUGGAUACCUUAGUAGCUGUGUUCCAGAAUUAUCGAGAACUGGUUGCCUGAAGCCAAGGAGUUCCUUUGGCGUAGAGCACCAGAGGCAGAUCCCUGCCGGAGCUCUGGCUGCCAUCUCUCCUGGUUCCACUUGUGCUGGCGGAGGGUGGAUUCUCUGGUCACAGGCCUCCUUGUGGACCCUGGUGCUCAUUCCCUCCCCACAGGGGAACAAGUGCUCUGAAGCCCAAGGAGGCCAGUUGCAGAAACGAGGAAUCCCACGCAGGUCUCCCUGUGAAGAACAGGCAAUAGCUGGAGACCCUCAGCCCUAGCUCUAGCCUGGGCUAGGGGCUUCUCUGGAAACCCUGCCUGUGUCUCCUCUGGGUGUGCGGUGGAUGCGGGGACAAGGUGAGCUCCACCUCACUUGGAAGAUGGGUUUCUUUGGAUUUCUGCCUGUGUCCCAUAUCAUGAUAGCCUUGGAGAAAAAGUGGUCUCUCUCAGCAACUACUUCUCUUCUGGUGCAGAAGGAACAGAGUCUAGUGAGGGGUCCCUGUAAGUCCCUGCAGCAGAAAAAUUAGGUCAUCUGUGAUUGUCCUCUGGCCUUACGGCGCUGACUGAACUACUUGCCACUAAGGGCAGCGGGCUCCCUACCACCAGAAUUCCCCUCCGAGAGUGAGUGUGUAGCUUAGGAUCAGUGGGAAGGUUUACUACAAAAAAGCUUUAGGUUUAUAUGGCGGCUUUGAGGGGAAACGCUGGGGGAGGACCACUUCACCAGUGCCAGGAAAACCCUGUCUCAGUGGUGCCAGAGAUCCUAAAGGUUCUUGAUGCAGACAGAGUGGGUGGUUUCCUAAUUCCCACUAAGCAGCUCCAAAAUACCUUAAUUCUUGUCACUAAUUGGAAGCAGGUUAAAACUCUGGCUGUGAUCUCUUCAAGGGCUUCCGUCAGCAACGAGGGAAACCCGCGCCCCAGCAGGUUGAGGCAGGAAGGUGGGCUGUAAAAAUGCCACCCUGGGGUUCCAGAUCUUGUGCUCGCCACAAUGACCUCCAGAUCCGAUUCUACCCAUUUUCACAACAGAGAUGAGAUUUUUUUACCUGUCCCCAACAAUAAAGAUCUGGUUAA
This is a messenger RNA of Leptonychotes weddellii (Weddell seal), 3174 nucleotides long. The record is from RefSeq and is a predicted model, not a curated record. NCBI's taxonomy places the organism in Eukaryota, Metazoa, Chordata, Mammalia, Carnivora, Phocidae.